Molecule: messenger RNA, 1737 nt
Organism: Schistocerca piceifrons (Central American locust)
Lineage: Eukaryota; Metazoa; Arthropoda; Insecta; Orthoptera; Acrididae
Product: UDP-glycosyltransferase UGT5-like
Exons: 6
Coding region: 67-1650 (527 amino acids)
Molecular function (GO): UDP-glycosyltransferase activity
Source: RefSeq, a predicted model, not a curated record
GGCAGCAGCGCAGCAGUACAAACCGCGUUCCUAGACUGCAGGGCUGCACGGGAACACCGGCCCACAAUGCAAGUGAGGCCUCUGCUGCUGAUGCUCGGGGCGUCGGCGUUGCUGGAGCCAGCUCUGGAGGCGGCCGAGGUGCUGGGCCUCUUCCAGUCACCGGGCCGCAGCCAGUGGGUGCUGGCGGAGACGUACCUGAGGGCGCUGGAGCGGAGCGGCCACCGCAUCACCGCCGUCACCACCUUCCCCUCCAGCCAAGGCGGCACCGGGGGCAACUGGACCGAGAUCCUCAUACCGAACCCUCUUAAUACAGACGGUGAUCUCAACGCAUUCGACGAUAUCGCCACAGGUCCCUUACAAAUGGCGAAACAGUUUCUUGACUAUGCUGAAAAAAUGUGUCACGGGUUUCUGAGAGACGAACGUGUACAGAAGUUGCACAAGUCAGGUAAAAAAUUUGACGUCAUUAUUUUGGAGAAUCUCUUCGCAGAAUGUCUACACGGAUACGCUCAUGGCCUGAAAGCACCUGUAAUUCUGCUUUCAACUUUCGCGGGAACGGACUGGAUGGCCGACACGGUGGGAAAUCCGAACCCCUAUUCUUACGUACCGAGUCCAUUCCUCGCGCUGGGCACCCACAUGAGUUUCCUCGAGAGACUUGAGAACACACUUGUUGGGAUAGGAGGAAAAAUCGCCCGACAGUUUCUGUAUCUGCCAAGGUUGGAUGCAAUUUUACAGACGUAUCUGAAGGAUCCGUCAUUGCCUUCGCUGUCGGAAAUCGAAAGACAGACGUCGCUUUUCCUGGUUAAUUAUCACUUCGCCCACGGAUGUCCUCGGCCACUUGUACCCAACAUGGUGGAAGUUGGAGGGCUGCAUGUCGGGCAACCAAAGAAGCUGCCCCAGGACAUACAGAAGUUUUUGGACGAGGCCACAGACGGGGCGAUAUACUUCAGUAUGGGCUCUAACGUGCAAAGUGCUCACUGGCCAGAGGAGAAGAGGUCCGCCUUCGUGAAGGUGUUUUCGCGGCUGAAGCAGCGAGUCCUGUGGAAAUGGGAGACGGACUCCCUGCCCGGUCAACCGCCCAACGUGAAGACGGGCAAGUGGCUGCCGCAGUCCGACAUACUGGCACACAAGAACGUGCGGGUGUUCAUAACACACGGUGGCCUGCUGAGCACCCAGGAGGCCACGGCCAGGGGGGUGCCGCUGGUGGGGAUCCCUGUGUUCGGCGACCAGCUGCUCAACAUGGCGCAGGCCCAGAGGCAGGGCUACGCCAUCACACUCGCCACCAGCAACAUCACUGAGGCCUCACUGUCGUGGGCACUUAACGAGGUGCUCAACAUCCCCAGGUACCGAGAGAACGCCCGGCGCCUGUCCCGCAUCUUCCACGACCGCCCGGUGAAGCCGCUGGACGAGGCUGUCUACUGGACAGAGUACGUGAUCAGGCACCAGGGAGCACCUCACCUCAGGUCCGCGGCGCUGGACCUCGCCUGGUACCAGUACUUGCUGCUAGAUGUCGUCGCGGCGCUGCUCGCCGCAGCACUGCUGGCUCUCCUCCUCACCAGAGCAGCCUUCAGUGCGGGACUGCGGCUACUGAAGGGGACUGCUGGCGGAUCCAAAGCUAAGAGGACUAGUAGCAAAUCCACCAAGAGGGACUGACGGCGUUUUACGUUGUAUUUAUUUAUCUCGUGUAUAUACCUCAUGUAUAUAGUAUCAAGAUGACGAAAUAAAAGGAAUUCCUACAAA